AAAUUAUUUACAAAAUAGGUUUAAAGGUUCUAUCUCCACAAAAAUGCAUCUUAACUGUUUGAGUGCAUUCAUUUUGUCAGACUUGACUGGAGAUAAUGCUGUACAUAGUAAUGUGCAACUGAAAUACAAAUGGAAUGAUAAUUAUGCAUAUUUCGAGAUCGUUCAAAAUAAGGGGAUUUUCAACCGUAUUGUAUUUUAUAUUGUAGACGCCUUAGCGAUAAAUGACGUUACCUAAAGCAACUGAAAUAUUUGGAAGCAAUCGACUUGUGAAGUACAAUUUUGUGAUUCUUCUUAUAUGUAUAUAUACCAAGUAAAACUUGAUCUGGUGAAAAUGCUACUGAAUAUACACACACUAUAUACAAAACUAAGCAAUUGAAUGAUGAGAAUGUAGUGAUUUAUGUGCAUAUUUGCGAAAGCGAAUCAUUAUUUGUACCAGAUCUCAAAAUUGUAAUAUUGAACUAUUGAAAGCUAUGAGCUCCUGUUUUGGUUCUAGUGGUCACUUGAUUAUAUUUUCCUAAAUGUUUCAUGGUUCUAAACAUUCCUUCGAAAUCAGUUGGUGUGAGAAAGCAUUUAGAAGUCUACGGUUUGCCACUGUCAUUAUGUAAUACGGAAACGCGUUUACUAAGGGUUCGUGUAAUUCGGGCCUUGGAUCUUAUGAAAAAGGAUAUAUUCGGAGCAAGCGAUCCAUAUUGCAAACUAUGUAUAUAUAAAACUCAGCGUGCGACUCUUCCCUUGUGUUCACCAGUACCAACGAAAACUGUUAAGAGAUCUCUCAACCCGAUUUGGAACGAGGAAUUUAUUUUCAGGGUUAAUCCGUCAGAAAAUCGUUUAGUUUUUGAGCUUUACGACGAAAAUAGAAUAACGAGGGAUGAUUUUUUGGGUGUCGUCACUGUAUUUCUACCAUAUCUGGAGAUUGGCACGGAGGGCUCUGAUUGUCGGUUGAUGGCGAAAAGCUUUUUACUGCGCCCCAGAAGUUCUCGCUCCCGUGUUCGUGGUAACCUCCACUUGUAUUUGGCUUACUUGCCAAGUCAUUUAAAUCCCCAAAUUACAAGUCUUCGUCAGCUUCCUCCCCUUGUUGAAUUGUCAUCUGAACAACAACGUAAUAGUGAAGGUCAGUUAUCAUCAACACCUGUAUCUUCUUCGCAUCGUCCUAGUCUACCAACACAAUCAUCUAGUCCUGGUAUUGCUGAAGUAUCUAACACUAUAGACGAUGGUACUGAUAACCGUGUACACUUAAGUAGAAAUACUUCAAUAGAAUCAGAUACUGUCAGUGUUACUGAAACUGUUGUUGGGCCAAUGCUUUCUACGUCACUUGAUGAAAAUUCACUUCCACCAGGUUGGGAUGAACGAGUUGAUCAAAAUGGACGGACAUAUUAUAUGGAUCAUGUUAACAAGCGUACACAAUGGGACAGACCUUCUUUUCAAUUACCACAUGGAUGGGAGCAACGAACUGAUGCAAAUGGUCGUGUUUAUUAUGUUGAUCAUCAAAAUCAUAGAACUACUUGGUAUCAUCCUUUAUCUGAGGGAUCUCGAUCGCAGACAUCACCUCAACACUCUACUGUUGCUAGUCCAGUUACAUUCAACGAUGCUAUCGAACCAUCAAGUGAGGAAGGAGAAUUGGGGAUGGUUAAUGAUGGUGAUGAAACAGAAAGUAACUUUCACGUUGAAUUUGAUCCACCGAUUUGUCCAACUGAUGAAAAUCAAGAAAAUCAGUCACCUGAUGAACAAUCUUUAUUAAAUGAAAGAAUAAAUAAUUCUGGAUCUCAAUUAUCUAAUGGCGUUGCCGUUAGCGGCGGUAGUGAUGGUAGACCCAUACGUUCUAAUCCUCGUCAUACACGACGUAGCCUAACGAUAUCAGAGAGAUUACGUGCAAAAGGUAGUAGUGGUAUUACGUCAGCGUUGGCGGGGGUGGAAACUCGUUCAAACAAUAAUGGUCAAAAUGGUAUCGAUGAUGUACGUGCUGCUCAAACAAUGUAUUUACGACGUAGGCAAGUUAGCUUUGAAGAUACUUUAUCUCAUCUUCCAGUCAAUUUGGAUACCCCUCUACCAAAUGAUUCAAAUUGUGAAUCAAUCCCACCAACUUCAUCAAAUUCUGAUACAAAUACCAUUCAAUUAACAGAUUCGUCUAGUUCAACAAUUACAAUAACAAAUACUACCUCACUACAAGAGUCUUCACCUAAUGAACAAGGUAUAGAUCAUGUAGAUAAAAAUCGUCGAAUUGGUGAAAUUGUUUUAGGCUUAGAUAUUGCUCCAGGUGAAGAACCACUUCCACAAGGUUGGGAAUUAGCUAGAACUGCAAGUGGUCGAAAAUUUUUCAUUAAUCAUAAUGAACAUACUACUACUUGGGAUGAUCCUAGAGUUAUCCGAUCAAAUAAUCAAAUAAUCAAUGGUUCUUUACUGACCCAUGAAGCACAACGACAUGUCAUGAAAGAUUUAGGCCCAUUACCGCCUGGUUGGGAAGAACGUGUACAUAGUAAUGGUCGUAUUUUCUACAUUAAUCAUAAUGCUCGAACUACUCAAUGGGAAGAUCCUCGUCUAGAACGUUUAGGCGGUCCAGCUGUUCCUUAUUCAAGAAAUUAUAAACAGAAAUAUGAUUAUUUCCGAUCAAGGUUACGAGCUCCACGUGAUCCACAAGCUAAAUUUGAAUUACGUGUUACACGAGCUGGUAUAUUCGAAGAUUCAUUCCGUCUAAUUUAUGGAAUAAAAAGACCAGAAGUUUUAAUGCAUCGAUUAUGGAUUGAAUUUAUUGGUGAAAAAGGUUUAGAUUAUGGUGGUGUACAGCGAGAAUGGUUCUUUUUAUUAUCACGUGAAAUGUUCAAUCCUUAUUAUGGUCUAUUCGAAUAUUCAGCCGCUGAUAAUUAUACUCUACAAAUUAAUCCAUUAUCUGGUAUGGCAAAUGAAGAACAUUUAAAAUAUUUUAAAUUUAUUGGUCGAGUUGUUGGUAUGGCUGUAUAUCAUGGAAAAUUAGUUGAUGGUUUUUUUAUUAGACCAUUUUAUAAAAUGAUGCUUGGUAAAACUAUUUCAUUAAAAGAUAUGGAAUCUGUGGAUUCAGAAUAUUAUCGUAGUUUAAAAUAUAUUUUAAAAGAAGAUCCUAUAUCAUUAGAUUUAACAAUGUCUGUUGAAGAAGAACAUUUUGGUGAAACUGUUGAAGUGGAUUUAAUUAAAGAUGGUAGAAAUAUACGUGUUACUAAUAAUAAUAAAACACAAUAUAUUGAACGAAUAAUUAAUUGGAGAUUUGUUUCACGUGUUGAAAAACAAAUGUGUGCCUUUUUAGAAGGUUUUAGUGAUUUAAUCCCAUUAGAAGCAUUACAAAUAUUUGAUGCCAAUGAAUUAGAAUUAUUAAUGUGUGGAUUACAAGAUAUAAGUGUAACCGAUUGGAAAGCGAAUACAUUAUAUAAAGGGGAAUAUCAUGCUAAUCAUCCAGUUAUUGUCAAUUUAUGGAAGGCUAUCUACACAUUUACAAAUGAAUUAAGAAGUCGUCUACUACAAUUUGUCACUGGUACGUCACGUGUACCUAUGAAUGGUUUUUCAGAAUUAUGGGGUUCAAGUGGACCACAGAAAUUCACUGUUGAAUGUUGGGGUUCUGUGGAUCAGUUGCCUCGUGCUCAUACUUGUUUUAAUCGUUUAGACUUGCCGGCCUAUCCAACAUUUGAAGAGUUACGUUGUAAAUUAAUUAUUGCUAUUGAAAAUGCUGAAGGAUUUGAAGGUGUCGAUUGAAUAAAAGUUCUUAACCUUUCAUAAAUAUCGACUAUUAUUUUAACAAACUUCAUUUAUUUACUGUUGUUCCUUUUUGAUUGAUUGUUGUUGUAAAUUCCACAUCAUAACACAAUACACAUACAUAUUAAACCAUGUAGCAUUUCUACUUGGAUGAUGUUAUAAUUCAUAGACUUUCGAAUACACCUACAUUACACAUAUUUAGAUAUUUCGGCGGGGGGGGGGAAUACCGCUCGGACAUCGACAUAUACACACAUAUAUAUAUGUGAGUGUGUAUGUCCCCCAAGUUAAAAUGUUCAAAUCUUUUUGAAUAUCAUUGUUUCUAUAAAACAUUAUGUAAUAUAAGUAAUUUCACAUUUUAUUUCAAUGAUGUUUAGUAGUAAUAAUUAACUGAUGGUUCUUUAUUGUAUUUAUGUAUGUGUGUACACUUACUUACGUCUGUUAUCCUUCGUCGAGGAGUUCAGACCGCUCAACAGCGUUCUCCAUCAAACUCUUCUACAUGAACUUAUGUAAAAUUAAUCUCUAAUCUCCCCCAUUGUUUUUUUUUCAUAAAAACGAUUGAUCCUUGGUGGUGGUGGUGGUGGUGGUUCAUAUUGUCAUUGUACAUUUCAAUCGUACUCUUGUUAUACUUUUUUUCCACCUAGUUAUUAUAUCACUUUUAAACUUAUAGUUCAAGUUGUACGAUUCGCUUUAAUCAUUUGUUCUCUAUAUUGUUCUCUUCAAGAGAAAUCAGGAUGAUGGGGUACAGUAUAUUAUGUAAAUUAGUAAUCAAUGUACAUUAUUGAGUUUGUUAUUUUCUCGUUGCAAAAGUCGAACAGUGAAUAUGGCACUAUAGUUGUUUUUUUUUUCUUUUUCAACAUUUAUCUCGUUUUCUGUCUUGUUUAUUACCCUGUUUUUGGUUCCCUCCUCCACCCCCACCCCCAAAAUAAUAUACCUUUUUUUUUACUUAAAAUCUUCAUUAUUUGUAUUGUUUUGACCGAAACAGACAAGAUCAUCCUUAUCCCUCUCUCUCCCCCUCUCCCAUACAUACACCUAUGUAAGGUGAAUAUCAGUAGUAUAUGAAUAUUGAGCUAAUCAAUUGUGUAUGUUCUUUUUUUAAAAAUUGAAAUCACUAAUACUUUUUUAUACAUGUGUACACUCAUGUAUAUCACGAAGAAUAUUACUAUUAUUGUUACUAUUGUAAUUACUACCGCUUAUUAAUUAACCUCCCCUUUGCUACAUUACCAACUUUAUGAACAUAAGUAAUUUGGUUUGAUUUGUUGAAUAUACCAUAUAAUCAUAAUCCAUGUUUUUUCUAUGUUGUCGUUGUUGUUUAAGUUAUACUCUAUUAGUUCUUUAUUGUUGAUUAAAAUGAACAUAGAUACAAUUAG
Messenger RNA from Schistosoma rodhaini, 5084 nucleotides. NCBI's taxonomy places the organism in Eukaryota, Metazoa, Platyhelminthes, Trematoda, Strigeidida, Schistosomatidae. The record is from the annotation of a GenBank genome assembly.